AUGCAGGAGAGGAACAACCUGUGUGACAAGGAGGCCAUGGGGGAAUUAAGGAAAAUGAGACAAGACACCACUUCUGUGUCACAGUGUGCUGUGUUCGGUGGAGGGACCAAGCUGACCGUCCUAGGUCAGCCCAAGUCUGCACCCGCAGUCACCCUCUUCCCGCCCUCCCCUGAGGAGCUCCAGAACAACAAGGCCACGCUGGUGUGUCUGAUGAAUAACUUCUACCCGGGCGCUGUGACCGUCAACUGGAAGGCUGAUGGCACCACUGUCACCCAAGGCGUGGAGACCACGCAGCCCUCCAAACAGAGUGACAACAAAUACAUGGCCAGCAGCUACCUGAGCAUGACGCCUGCACAGUGGAGAUCUCACCAGAGAGUCACCUGCGAGGUCACGCACGAUGGCAGCACUGUGGAGAAGAGUGUGGCCCCUGCAGAGUGUCCCUAGGACCUUGCUGGGCACCCUAUCCUCAGGGACCUGAAGUACAAGGACUCGGAGGAAGAGCCUCCUGUCCCACCUCACCUGCUCCUGACUUUCCUUUGAUCCCCUUAUUGCUCAAUA
Messenger RNA from Octodon degus (degu), 558 nucleotides. It is a transcript of the gene Igll5, whose product is annotated as immunoglobulin lambda like polypeptide 5. The record is from RefSeq and is a predicted model, not a curated record. Gene Ontology annotation, biological process: antigen processing and presentation of exogenous peptide antigen via MHC class II; positive regulation of T cell activation; immunoglobulin production involved in immunoglobulin-mediated immune response. Gene Ontology annotation, cellular component: MHC class II protein complex. Bases 1 to 444 code for a protein of 147 amino acids. Lineage: Eukaryota; Metazoa; Chordata; Mammalia; Rodentia; Octodontidae. Gene Ontology annotation, molecular function: MHC class II protein complex binding. The transcript has 3 exons.